Molecule: messenger RNA, 1062 nt
Organism: Felis catus (domestic cat)
Lineage: Eukaryota; Metazoa; Chordata; Mammalia; Carnivora; Felidae
Product: olfactory receptor 6C1
Exons: 1
Coding region: 1-936 (311 amino acids)
Biological process (GO): G protein-coupled receptor signaling pathway
Cellular component (GO): membrane
Molecular function (GO): olfactory receptor activity; G protein-coupled receptor activity
Source: RefSeq, a predicted model, not a curated record
AUGAGAAACCACACAGAAAUAACAGAGUUUAUCCUCCUGGGAUUGUCAGAUGACCCACAGCUUCAGGUGGUGAUCUUUGUCUCUCUGCUCAUCACCUACAUGCUCAGCAUCACUGGCAACCUGACCAUUAUCACCCUUACCCUGCUGGAUUCCCACCUCCAGACCCCCAUGUAUUUCUUCCUCAGAAACUUCUCCUUAUUAGAGGUUUCAUUCACAACUGUCAGCAUACCCAAGUUCCUGGGCACCAUGAUGACUGGAGAUAAAACCAUUUCCUUUAAUGACUGCAUUGCUCAGCUAUUUUUUUUCAUUCUCUUGGGAGUCACUGAAUUUUACCUUCUGGCCGCCAUGUCCUAUGACCGUUACAUUGCCAUCUGCAAACCUCUGCAUUACAUGACCAUCAUGAAUCACAGAGUCUGCAUACUCCUUGUCUUCUCUUCGUGGCUAACGUCAUUCUUAAUCAUAUUCCCCGCACUCAUGUUGCUCCUAAACCUUAAUUACUGUAGGUCUAAUGUUAUUGACCAUUUUACCUGUGAUUAUUUUCCCCUGCUGCAACUUUCCUGUUCAGACACAAAAUUCUUAGAGGCGCUGGGGUUUUCCUGCGCUGUGUUCACUUUAAUGUUCACUUUGGCCUUGAUAUUUCUGUCUUACACAUAUAUCAUCAGAACAAUUUUAAGAAUUCCUUCUACUAGUCAGAGGAAAAAGGCCUUUUCCACAUGUUCAUCCCAUAUGAUUGUCAUCUCCAUCUCCUAUGGCAGCUGCAUUUUCAUGUACAUUAAUCCAUCAGCAAAAGACACAGUGUCUCUGAGCAAGGGAGUUGCUGUGCUAAACACCUCAGUGGCCCCCAUGCUGAACCCCUUUAUUUACAGCCUAAGGAAUCAGCAAGUCAGGCGAGCCUUCAUGGACAGGGCAAGGAAGAUUGUAUUUUUCUCCAGAUAACGAAAGGCUGUGGUGUCAUGAAUUAGCCACAUACCACAUGGCAAUUUAAAAUAUACAAACAUGAAAUUCAAGGAAUUCUUCAGGUCACAAUGGCCUUCCUGUUUCCUUAUUCAUUCUUUGUUUGUU